AUGGGACGACAGCAGGGUUCCGCAGUUGAUGCUGCAAUCGCCACCAUUCUUUGUCAAUGCACAGAAAACAUCCACAGUUGUGGAAUUGGAGGUGGACAUUUCAUGACUGUAUACAACAGGAGGAAUAAAACAGCAUAUACAAUCAUAGCACGUGAAAUGGCGCCACGUGAUGCCUCACAGGACAUGUUUCUCAAGGACAACAUAUCUUCAAUUGAAGGAGGAUUGUCUAUCGGAAUACCUGGCAACAUCAAAGGUUUUUAUGAAGCCUGGAAAAUCGGCGGCAAACUUCCCUGGAAGGACCUCUUUCAGCCAGCAAUCAAAAAGCUGCGAGAGGGGUGGAGUGUAAACUACUAUCUAGCCAAGGCCAUUCAUAAGCAGGCAGAAUCUGGCGUGUUAGAACGACGUGAAAAUCUAAAAGUAAUGCUAAUAAAUCCUGGAACUGGCAUGCCAUAUAAAGAAGGGGAGAUAAUGACAGUGCCAAAAUUAGCCAAAACAUUUGAGGUCAUAGCCAACGACCCUCUUACCUUAUACGAUGGCGCACUAGCCGAUGAUGUUGUCGCUGAUAUUCAGGAGGCUGGAGGAAUGAUCACAAAAGAGGAUUUGGAGAACUACGUGGCUGUAUAUAAGGACCCGUUAGUGGUGACACUGAAGGACAACUCCACCAUUUAUACUCCACCUCCACCAUCUAGCGGCGCCGUGUACGCCAUGAUCCUCAGCAUCGCUGAUAAAUAUGAAUUUUCACCCGACAGUGUGUCCACCAUCGACAAAUCCAUUACAACCUGGCACCGAAUAAUCGAAGCCAUGAAAUUUGCUUUUGCAAAGAGAAGUAGUCUCGGGGAUCCGGACAAAGAAAACCAGAGUUUUAAGGAUGACAUUGAUUCGUUACUAAAACUUAUGACGUCAUCAACCUAUGCUGAUUACAUUCGAUCAAAAAUAUCAGACAGUUCUACACAGGAUACAGUGUACUAUGGGCCAACAUUUCACGGCGAGUCAAAAACGGGAACCUCACAAUUAACCGUCCUAGCGCCCAAUGGUGAUGCGGUGUCGAUCACAAGUACUAUCAAUUUAUUUUUCGGUUCGAAAGUCGUUGGGAGCAGAACCGGAAUUGUCUUCAACAAUAACAUGGACGAUUUUUCUACACCAAAUACAACCAGCUAUUUCGGUUAUCCAGCAUCCCCUGCAAAUUUCAUUAAGCCUGGUAAAAGACCGUUAUCUUCAAUGUGCCCAAGCAUAGUGGUGGAUCCAGAAGGAUGUGUAAAAUUGGUUGUGGGAGCUUCAGGUGGACCAAGAAUCAUAUCAGCGACUGCCUUAGUCACCAUUGAAACGCUAUGGUUCAAGUACGGAAUAAAGAAAGCAAUAGAUCACAAGCGUUUACAUCAUCAGCUGCUGCCGCCUAACAUUAUGGUGGAACAGGGAUUCUUUCCAGAAAUCAUCAGGGGGUUAAAAACGUUUGGGCACAACAUUUCCAUCCACUCAACUUCCGGUUCCAAAGUGCAAGGUAUCCUGCUGUUAGGAGAGGGAAACAUCACGGCCAAUGCUGAUCACAGGAAGCGCGGGGCUCCGGACGGUUACUGAAGGUCCUGGCUGACCACAGGAAGCGCUGGGCUCCGGACGGUUACUGAAUGCCCUGGAUCUGUAUGGCAACAUUGAUCAUUGGAUGUUAAGAACUUGAAAGGAUGGCAGUUUUCCGUCCUUGAUUUCACUUCCUGGUGCUUUUAUAAAAUAACUAUAUCUUUUAUAAUACAAUGUAUAUCUGAUCAGUGAUAGUUUACUGUAUUCGGAUCCGAGACACAUAAAAUAUUGCACUGGA
Ostrea edulis (European flat oyster) is the source of this 1810-nucleotide messenger RNA. Its product is annotated as glutathione hydrolase 1 proenzyme-like. Gene Ontology annotation, molecular function: glutathione gamma-glutamate hydrolase. NCBI's taxonomy places the organism in Eukaryota, Metazoa, Mollusca, Bivalvia, Ostreida, Ostreidae. Gene Ontology annotation, biological process: glutathione catabolic process. The record is from RefSeq and is a predicted model, not a curated record. The transcript is spliced from 10 exons. Bases 1 to 1575 code for a protein of 524 amino acids. Gene Ontology annotation, cellular component: plasma membrane.